This is a messenger RNA of Bactrocera oleae (olive fruit fly), 300 nucleotides long. The record is from RefSeq and is a predicted model, not a curated record. Lineage: Eukaryota; Metazoa; Arthropoda; Insecta; Diptera; Tephritidae.
AUGCAGCAUGGUAAUAUAGGGAAUCCAGAGGCACGUGAUUCCACUGGUGAUGCUGGUCCAGUAGGGGUAAUCGGUCCGCAAAGUGCGCUUGGUCCUCACAGACGUCACGGUUCAGCUGGCCAACAGGAUGCGCCUGGUUUGCGUGCUAGACGUGGCUUUCCGGGCUCGAAUGGACCGGCAAGGCUGCAAGGUUUUAUGGGUCCACCCGGUCCACAAGAAACACCGGGUACGUCAGCACAUCACAUGCAGCAUGGCAUUUACGCGGAGGAUGAAGAAACAGACUACUAUGAUAAUAAGUGA